UUUCACCUUCCAUUUUCUACUUUCCCCUUUUCCUUUCUCUUCUUUMUAAUUAAUUUUAAUUAUUAUCAUUUUUCAGUUUGCAGCCCCAGAAACAGACUCCAUUCUCUAUUCAUUUUUCUUCUCUCUCCGAUUUCUCUUCUCCCUUUCCUUUUUCCAGAAAUUUCCGAGAAAUUUCAGUGUUUCUCUCUCUGUAUCGAUCGACCCAGAAGUUGGAGUUGCUUCUAAUUGCAUUUGGACAUGGCAGGAUGCAAGAUUUAUCUGAAGAAAAGGAAAGCGGAUUGGCUUAGUUCUCUUUUGCAAAGCAAAUUUUUUGGUUCUUGUGGUCAUCAUCAAAACAACCGGAAAAAUGAGAAGAACGUGUUCUGUUUAGACUGUGGCGUUGCCAUCUGCAGGCAUUGCCUGAUCUCUCAUUGCAUUCAUCGGCGCCUACAGAUCUGCAAGUACGUCUAUCAGUAUGUCGUCCGGGUGCACGACUUGCAGAACCACCUUGAUUGUUGCAACAUUCAGACAUAUAAGAUAAACGGGGAGAAGGCUGUUCAUCUGAGUCCCCGUCCACAGUCAAAAGAUUCGAAACCGUCGACAAAGUUGAAGUUUGGAGGUACUUGUGAAGCUUGCGGGAGAUACAUACAAGACUUGCCUAACCGCUUUUGCUCAAUCGCUUGCAAAGUGUCUAUGGCUCCAGUGGAACUCAAUGAUCAAAGCAGCAGAUUCAUGGCUUCGGAGCCGAAUCUUAAAGACCUUACAUGCAAGGAAAAUCACAACCCAGAAACAAACACAAGUGAAAUUGAAUCAUCUAUAUCAAUGGCUGAAUCAACUGAAGAGAUCAAAGCAUGGCGAACGAAGUCAUCCUUGAACGCAAAGAAGCUUCUGCACAAAAGGAAAGGCAUUCCGCACCGAUCACCUCUAAAGUAACGUAAACUUAUGACAAUCGAUACCUUUUUUUCCCUAUCCCACAUUUUUUCACAUAUCACAUUCCUAUMAGCACACAAGUAUAGAUAUAACAACAUAUAUUUCAACUCUUGCAUUGGCUGUUUAUUGGGUUGGUUGUGUUUUAGCCUCUUUUAUUUGUUUGUGCCAAUUUUUUUGGAGGUUGUACAGAGGAGGGAGAGAGUUGGCUGUGGAAACAAUAAUCUAAUAAUGAACCUUUUUUAUAUUUAAUUCUUUGCUUAAUCUAAAA
Molecule: messenger RNA, 1177 nt
Organism: Momordica charantia (bitter melon)
Lineage: Eukaryota; Viridiplantae; Streptophyta; Magnoliopsida; Cucurbitales; Cucurbitaceae
Product: protein RGF1 INDUCIBLE TRANSCRIPTION FACTOR 1
Molecular function (GO): zinc ion binding
Source: RefSeq, a predicted model, not a curated record